AUGCGGUCUCUCUUCGGCUUCCUCACUGUGCUUGCCACCGUCACCGUCGGAACAGCCGCCUUGGAAGCUUCAGUGAUUUCUUUUGGCUCAAAAUCCCAAGGGCAAGGCUUGAAGCCUCCAGUCACGUCGAGCGCCACUCUUCAACGCUUAUUGGAGCUUCGAUCCAAAUCAUUCACCACGUCAGCGUUAGAUGGAUCAGAUGAAAGCAGCAUCGAUUUCUUAGGUAGAUUGGCUGGAACUCCAGGCCAACUAUUCGGCGCGCCAGUUGCCGAAGGGGAAUUGGAUAAAAUCACGGUCAUAUUGGAAGGGCUAGAUAAAGAAGUCGAAUCUUCAAUCCGCAAUGAAUAUACAAAUGAAUUGGUGACUUCUAGAUUCGCUACAGAUUCAGCAGGAGAUAAUUUCAUCGACUACCUUUUAGAAAAUCGCCCUGACGGCAUAGUCAGCCCAGAAAGCAAGCACUGCUCGUUCUACAACGACGGCAAUGGUUACUUCCAAACAAAUGAGGAUUUCCUACAAUUCUGUAUUCCAGAAAACUUUGGUUCACAAAAGUUCAGUCGCAGUUUUGAUAGCCAGCUUCUUAGCCAGGCUAGCAUGGGCGAAUUGUGGCUCAAUACUCGCAAGGGAACUAUGGUCGUACGCAUUUCAUUUGAGUCCAAGGCUUCCUCGGCCUAUCUACACAGCCUGAAACCCCUUUUCUCUGAGCUACAUUCACAUUCACUGAAUGGCAAGACAGCAACAGCAGUAGUCCUGCCUUACUCGAAAGCAAGGCCCAAUUCUGCAUAUUCAAGGCGAUCGCCGCACGUUACGAGGGCCGCUGCCACUGCCAGUUUAGCCAGGGACACCCAGCCCAUAGUCUUUGAGCAACGAGCAGAUAUCCCGCUGUCCCUUGCGCCCGUCUGCUACGCAUCGAACUCAUCUUGCAAUGAAGCAACAAACACCUGUUCGGGGCAUGGUACCUGCUACGAGAAAUCCGGCGACUGCUACGCCUGUCGCUGCCACGACACUUACGUUAAGACAGAAAGUGGGGUGGAGCAAAAGGUCCGAUGGGGUGGCGCUGCUUGUCAGAAAAGGGACAUCAGUUCCCCUUUCUUUUUGAUUACGGGCGUCACUAUAGCUAUCAUGGCGGUGGUGAGUGCUGCUGUCGGAAUGAUAUUUCGCGUCGGGAACACUGAAUUGCCAGGCGUCAUCGGUGCUGGUGUUGGGCCCGGCAAAACACAGAAGUGA
Aspergillus puulaauensis is the source of this 1224-nucleotide messenger RNA. RefSeq names its product DUF3844 domain-containing protein. The transcript has 4 exons. Gene Ontology annotation, cellular component: endoplasmic reticulum. Bases 1 to 1224 code for a protein of 407 amino acids. NCBI's taxonomy places the organism in Eukaryota, Fungi, Ascomycota, Eurotiomycetes, Eurotiales, Aspergillaceae. The record is from RefSeq and is a predicted model, not a curated record.